Solea senegalensis (Senegalese sole) is the source of this 1966-nucleotide messenger RNA. Its product is annotated as aspartate--tRNA ligase, cytoplasmic. The record is from RefSeq and is a predicted model, not a curated record. The transcript has 16 exons. Lineage: Eukaryota; Metazoa; Chordata; Actinopteri; Pleuronectiformes; Soleidae. The coding region runs from base 115 to 1521 and encodes 468 amino acids. Gene Ontology annotation, biological process: aspartyl-tRNA aminoacylation. Gene Ontology annotation, molecular function: RNA binding; aspartate-tRNA ligase activity; ATP binding. Gene Ontology annotation, cellular component: cytosol; aminoacyl-tRNA synthetase multienzyme complex; cytoplasm.
CUGGCUGUUGACUAUGUCUUUUAAACCCCUGUCACGUCUUUGUGUUUUUAGGCUGCUGAACAACCAAGCACAGAGGAAGAUGACUUUGCAAAGGACCGAUAUGGUGUGUCAGCUAUGUUCCAGUCCCAGCAGAAACUGGAGAGGACCUUGGUACGGAUCCAAGACCUUACUCCUGAGAGAGCUGACCAACUGAUCUGGCUCCGUGCCCGAGUCCACACCAGCAGAGCCAAAGGGAAGCAAUGCUUCUUGGUCCUGCGUCAGCAGCAGUUCAACGUGCAGGCACUUGUUGCAGUGGGAGAUCGUGCGAGCAAGCAGAUGGUCAAGUUUGCUGCAAACAUCACCAAGGAGAGCAUCAUAGAUGUGGAGGCGAUGGUGAGGAAAGUGGAGCAGAAGAUCGAGAGCUGCACCCAGCAGGACGUGGAGCUCCACAUUGAGCGGAUUUUUGUCGUUAGCCAGGCAGAGCCCCGUCUCCCUCUGCAGUUAGAUGAUGCUGUCAGGCCUGAUGGAGAGGGAGAAGAGGAAGGCAGAGCCACAGUAAACCAGGACACCAGGCUGGACAACAGGGUGAUUGAUCUCAGGACAACCACCAGCCAGGCCAUCUUUCGGCUGCAGUCAGGAGUGUGCCAGCUCUUCAGAGACACUCUCACCAAAAAGGGCUUUGUGGAGAUCCAGACCCCUAAAAUUAUAUCAGCUGCCAGUGAAGGUGGAGCGAAUGUCUUCACUGUGUCUUACUUUAAAACCAGUGCCUACCUGGCCCAGUCUCCCCAGCUCUACAAGCAGAUGUGCAUCUGUGCUGACUUUGACAAGGUCUUCUGUGUGGGGCCAGUUUUCAGGGCGGAGGACUCUAACACUCACCGUCACUUGACCGAGUUUGUGGGUCUGGAUAUUGAAAUGGCCUUCAACUACCAUUACCAUGAAGUCAUUGACUCCAUCACGGAGACUAUGGUACAGAUCUUCAAGGGCCUGAGAGACAACUUCCAAACUGAGAUCCAGACUGUGAACAAGCAGUUUCCCAGUGAGCCUUUCAAAUUCUUGGAGCCCACUCUGAGGCUGGAGUACACCGAGGCUUUGGCCAUGCUGCACGAGGCCGGGGUGGAGAUGGGUGACGAGGAAGAUCUCAGUACACCCAAUGAAAAGCUGCUUGGUCGUCUAGUCAAGGAAAAGUAUGAUACCGACUUCUAUGUGUUGGAUAAAUAUCCACUGGCUGUGAGACCCUUCUACACCAUGCCCGAUCCAAACAACCCGAAAUACUCCAACUCUUAUGACAUGUUCAUGAGAGGUGAGGAGAUUCUGUCUGGAGCUCAGAGAGUCCACGAUGCUCAGUUUCUUACAGAGCGAGCCAUGCAUCACCAGAUUGAUCUGGAGAAGAUCAAGGCCUACAUUGACUCCUUCCGCUAUGGAGCUGCCCCACAUGGUGGUGGAGGCAUUGGCCUGGAGAGAGUCUGCAUGCUGUACCUCGGCCUCCACAACGUGCGCCAGACCUCCAUGUUCCCACGUGACCCUAAGCGCCUGACACCUUGAACCUUUCCGACAUGUGGGCCAACCUGAUCGUCGAGGACUAACACACAGAUGCUGGUGAAGGGGAAACAAUACUUAUCCGGAGAGGGCGUAGGGUAUAGUGUCACCAUGUGACUCAGAACAUCUCACUAUGAUUAACCAUUUAGAUGAAAGAAUAAAGCAGCUGCAACAAUUGGGUUUAACUUCAUUAUUGUUGUCUUGGAGAAAGAGGAGCUAAUAUGUAAUGGUAAGGUAGGUGCUGGAAACACAACUGUAAUCCAUCCGUUAAUCGAUGACUCAGUGUUUGUCUUUUCUAAGGAGAUGUUAACAAAACUACCACUAAUGCAGAUCUGAGUACCACCUACUACCAGCACCUGCGAUUGUGGUCUCCGGUAGUAUCUCAGUAACUAUGGGUGUUUUGUAAGCAAUAAUCUAAAGUUAUUUCAUUAAAAACAAAACAAAAAAUAAA